Cricetulus griseus (Chinese hamster) is the source of this 6387-nucleotide messenger RNA. The record is from RefSeq and is a predicted model, not a curated record. NCBI's taxonomy places the organism in Eukaryota, Metazoa, Chordata, Mammalia, Rodentia, Cricetidae.
CCCUUGGGCCUGUAACUGCCUUAGGGGAAGGAAGUCCCAGCACUUACACAUAACAUACAGCCACCUGGUAAAUGUCAAGGGAUGGGAGGGAAAGGCUGGAAAAUGCUAGAGACAUAACCUGUUAGUAGUUGCAUCAGUCAACAGCCAGUAUCAGUGUAUUGUGCCUUGGGCACACAAAGGCACCCUCGAGGAAAGAAAGGGAUAGGGGGACUAGAUAGAUUCCGGCAAAGCAACUAUGUUGGCUUUUUUUGCCUGAGUGGGUAGUGGAGAGGAAGGCAGCUUUGCUAUUUAGUAUGAUGGGCUAGUUUUAGGAAGGGUUUAACUGCAAGCUUUGAGUAGGAUGGCAGUUUGGGGCUCUAGAGUUGCUUCUCGAGAACCAGAGGAGCUCAUAGGACCUUAAGAGGCAUUACUUUUGGCCCAGACUAGACUAUGUGUUCCAGUUGAGAAAGUCCUUGAUGACACUUGGGAAAAGCCCUGGGCUCAAUCUCCAGAAAAAAGGAAAGUAGGGUGUGUGCUUGCAUACAUUGAAGGGGGCUCAUUCCCAACUUGUUAAGUACUGUAAGAAGCAUUUCACCACUCCUCCCUCCUGUAAUCUCAGGUGGUGUAUGCAUGUUGGGUGUCUUGAGGUAAGUCCCCGAAAGCUUACCAAUAUAUGGCUGGCUGGCUGGCUGCCUUGCCUCAGGGAUCCCGGUCUACCGUUCCUGGCUUCUCCAGUUUAAAUGAGUCUUCAUGCUUGCAAGGCAAGCAUUUUGCCAACUAAGCUGUCUCCCUAAACCCUGGAUCUUUGUUCUUAAAGCAGUUGAAGAAUCAUCUUGAACAAGCACAUUUCAAGUAACUCUGCCAGUUAGGUACAUACAAAGGAAACUGCUUGUCCCCUAGAGGUCUGAGUGCUAAGGAAGAGUAUUGGAGCAUUUAAAGGAAUUGCUGGGAGGUGUCUGCCUUGGAAGGAUUUACCUAAUUACACCUAUGACUUGACAAUGGAGAAUGUAUUAAGGAUGUCUACAUUAUAGUUGCAUAUUCAAAACUGAACACAGCUAGGCAUCAAGGUAUAUUGUCUGUGAUCCCAAAAUUCAGGACACAAAGGCCAGAAGAUCAUAAAUUUGAAGCUAGCCUGAGCUACAUAGCAAGACUGUCUAAAGGAGGAAAAUAAAAACAGACAUGUGAAAAGGGAAACCCAAUUUUCUCAAAAACUGAAACACAGGUGGCCCUUCAUUGUAAGAAUAAUGUCUGUCAGUCAUUAAACAGAAAUGCAAAAGUCAAAACCAUUUGAGACGGUAGGUUGGUGGGGUGAUUUUGUUCUCUUCAGCCUGGGCCUAAGUUGUGCCAUGGAAAGAUUUCAUAGAAUGCCAAGCAAGAGUUUUCAAAGAAUGCUCAGGAGUUUACAGUACAACCACUUAGGUGGGCAGUUUGACAUUACAUUACACUGAGCAUGAACUCUUGAACAAUGCCAUUAAUGAGCAUGUUUGACAGUGGCUAAACUAGGCAUUAAGGGGUAGGGGGUAAGAAUUCUUUAGCCUUAUUUAAAAAAUAAAAAUAUUGGGCAAAGGAGAUGCCUCAGCAAGUAAAGGUGCCUCCAAGUCUGAUGACAUGAGUUCAUUCAAUCCUUGGAACCUAUGUGGUGGAAGUCAAGAAUGGACUGCCUAAGUUUUCUGACAGCCACAUAAUCAUACAUACCAAGUAAUUAUAAUUUCUUAAAAGGGGGAUGAGAAUUGGUGCAAUGGAACAUGCAUAUGUAUGUAUGUGUAAUGCCCGUUUAUUGAUGUGACUGCUGUGUAACAAUAAAAACCCAGAAUCAGAUAUCAGGGUUCAAGCUGAAGAUCAGGAAAGCAAAGCAGCCAGCCACUAGAGAGUUCUCACCUCUACCAAUGUUCAGGCCAAAGGGGCGAUCCUGUCCUCAGAUUGCAUCUCCAAACUGCACUGCUCUCCAAGCCUCAGAAUAUGCUCAGAGACUGCAUUGAGCUCUUUAUAUACUCUCUAGUGCUGGGAUUAAAAGUGUGAGCUAUUUCUCUUUUAGACUGAUUCACUCUCAUGUAGCCCAGGUGACCUUGAACUCAGAUUCAUCUGUCUCUAGAGUCCUGGGAUUAAAGGUGUGUGCCACCACUGUCCAGCCUCUAUAACCUAACUAGUGUGGCCAGCUUUAUUAGAUUCAUAAGUAGUCCAUCACUAUACUGCUGCAAUGAUCCAUACAUCCCCAAACUUUAUUAGUCUUAGCUUGCCAUUUAUGGAAAAACUUCACCUAACAUUGAGCUUUGACAGUAGGACUCUAAUAUGGCCUUUCACAGUCUGAAAGUUCUUAUUAAAACCUAGAAUAUGCCCUCUUGAGAUAGUCUUUUCCUUGACUUUUUUUCUGGUAAGGUCUUUAUCCUCAGGAUGCAAGAAUACUCCCUCUUCCUCUGUGAAGUGCCGAGUCACCAGCACAGCUGUAAGCAUUUCAGUCAGUUCAGGCUGCAGAACCGAUUCAGGUAAGGUCAAAUAUUCUUAAGUUAGUAUAUAUAAUUGGGGGCGGGGGACAAGAGGAGAUCUGGUGCAAGAAAUAGUUACAAACUUUUGCUUGGGAAAUAUUGAGUAAACUAGUAUUGCUGUGUUUUCCAGAUAAUUCAAUGCCCAGAGUCGUUUUUAUUAAGCAGCUUGGCUUAGAAGCAAACAGCUCAUUAUUUAAUUAAAUAUGUGAGUCAGAAAGUCUACCUUCAAAUUCUAUGUGACCCUUAAAUUACUUAACUCCAUGUGCACUGAAACGAAACACUCAGCCUACUGCCCUCCUUAUGCCUACUGUUAACAGUGCAAAGUGCAGAGAAGCAUGGCACAAAGCCACGGGCAUUAUCUGUUCCACGGAGCCUGGAGAUUAAAGGAGGGUGUAAUGUGCUGUUGGCACUUUCUAAAAAUACUAAGAAAAUGAAUCGAGUGGACCUUGAUGUUCCCUUCCUGGCUGUUGGGUAGAGGCAGCCCUGCUUAAGUCAGUAGAAUCAGUAGCACAGCCAGUUCCCCUGCAGACUGAACAUGACCGUGAGACUCUUAAUUCAUUCUCUAAAGAUUUUAAGGUUUUUCUUUCUGUAGCUUGAAGGUGCCCAGAUUUCAGUGCUCUAAACUGAGAACUGGGUGAGAUGGCUCAGUAGGUAAGAAUGCGUACCCAGCAAGCCUAAGCUAGACUCUCCAGCACCCACUUAGACUGAAUAGAAAGGUAAUUUAUUUUUUAAUCGGCCCUUGUAAGAAUGGAGGGAGACUUGGUUGUAUCUGAUCAACAUUCCCAGGCAGUGAGAAAGCUGGCCAAAGUUAGCUGUGCUUGUAGCAGGUGCCAGACUCCAAGAUCGGCUCUGAGCCUUGUAUCAUUGCCUUUCAGACAUGCUAAGGAGCGCCCUGUUGUGCGCGGUGCUCGCACUCGUGCACGUCCAGCCCAUCCCCUGCCCUAAAACGUGCAGGUGUGUGUUUCGCGAUGCUGCUCAGUGCUCGGGCGGCAGCGUGGCUCGCAUUGCCUCACUGGGUCUGCCCAAGAACCUCACACACAUUCUGCUCUUCCGAAUGGAGCAGGGCGUAUUGGGGAACCUCAGCUUCAGUGGCAUGACGGUCUUGCAGCGCCUGAUGCUCUCAGACAGCCACAUUUCCGCCAUCGAACCCGGCACCUUCAAUGACCUGAUAAAACUAAAAACCCUUAGGUUGACGCGCACCAGAAUCUCUCAUCUUCCAAGUGCGCUCCUGGACAAGAUGGUGCUCUUGGAACAGUUGUUCUUAGACCACAAUGCACUAAGGGACCUUGACCAAAACUUGUUUCAGAAACUGCUUAACCUGCAGGAGCUCUGUUUGAACCAGAAUCAGCUCUCUUUUCUUCCUGCUAACCUUUUCACGAGCCUGGGAGAGCUGAAGGCGUUGGAUUUAUCGGGAAACAACCUGACCCACCUGCCCCAAGGAUUGCUUGGGGCGCAGGUUAAGCUUGAGACACUGCUGCUCUACUCAAACCAGCUCAUGUCUGUGGAUUCGGGGCUUCUGGGCAACUUGCGCUCCCUGAUUGAGCUGCGGCUGGACCGGAAUCGCCUCCGCCCGGCCGCAGCCGGUGCCUUCGACAGCCUCGGAAACCUGAGCUCCUUAACUCUGUCCAGAAAUCGCCUGGAGUCUCUGCCACCUGAGCUCUUCCUUCGUGCGAGCAGCGUGACUCGGCUGACCCUGUUCGAGAACCCGCUGGAGGAGCUCCCGGAAGUGCUGUUCGGGGAGAUGGCGGGCCUGCGGGAGCUGUGGCUGAACGACACACAGCUCCACAACCGGCUGCGGGCCCUGCCCCGCGCGCUCUUCCUCAACCUCAGCAGCCUCGAGACGGUGCAGCUGGAGCACAACCAGCUGGAGACGCUGCCUGGAGACGUGUUCGCGGCCCUGCCCCAGCUGACUCGGGUCCUGCUGGCUCACAACCCCUGGCUCUGCGACUGUGGCCUGUGGCCCUUCCUCGAGUGGCAGGGGCAGCAUCAGGACCUCCUGGGCCGAGAAGAGCCUCCCCAGUGCCAUGGCCCAGAGCUACGCGCGGGCCUGUCCUUCUGGGACCUGCUGCAGGGUGACCCGUGGUGCCCGCACCCUCGAGGCCUGCCUCUCAACCCUCCAACCGAGAACACCCUGGAAGCCCCGGUCCCGUCCCAGCUGCCCAAUAGCUCUCAGUCCCGCGCGUGGGUCCAGCUGGUGGCCAGGGAUGAAGGUCCCGAUCAUCGCUUCUACUGGGGUCUUUAUAUUCUGCUUUUAUUAGCUCAGGCCGUCGUAGCCGGGAUCAUCGUGUUUGCCAUGAUUAAAAUCGGCCAGCUGUUUCGAUCAUUAAUCAGAGAGCGGCUCUUGUUGAAGGCAAUGGAAAAAUCUUGUAACUAAUUAAGACGUGACCAGGGCAUUGUGGACGGGGCCCCAAGGAGAAUCUAGUCAGUAUUCUUUUCCCACGCCUGUUCUCCUCUCUCCUGCUCUUUCUUCCUCAGUUCAUUCUUUCAGGAUUCCUUCUCCCCAGAACUGCCUUUUAUGAAUCGCUACUGCUUGCUAGCGUGGCCUCGGUUUCCUUCUCUGUUGUUAGUUUCCGAGUGGACGUGGGGGAAGGAAACUUGGCUUGUGUUUGGCUCACCCGGUUCUACUGUGAGGCACUGGGUGCCUAGAGGAGAGAGGAGCUCCUUCUUAGUUUCUGAGUUUGAGGUCACUCCUCCUAGGUGGGCAAGACCUCUUCUUCACCCAGCAAAAGUGAACAUUUGCUGAAGGAACACCUGCAGAAAACGACCCCUAGAUCCCAGAGAUGAUGGCUUUUCCCAGGAGAAUGCUGGAGUCUUCUUGUCCCUUUCUAUUUGAAAGGAGAAUGAUGUCCGUUCUUUUUUGUUUUCAUUUUGAGUUCGUUCUGCGGGCUGUUUGGGAGGGCGCUGGACUCUGAUCUAGCGACGAAUUUCAGGGCAAGCCUCCUGAGAUGGGCUGAGCUAUGACACACGGGAGCUCCCAUCCUCACCCCAGGGACAGCCAGUUCCUGCCACCCACUCCUGACCUGACUAGAAUGGUUUUUGCCACUGGUAUGGUGAGCUCUCAUGUGUCCUGGCUCAGCCCUUCACAGAGGAAAGAGGCUUGUUUUGAAAUAGAGGCUCCACAGAAACCAGAGCCUAUCUGAGGUGUUCCGGGAAGCUUGGGGAGCUUCUCAGUGUGUCCUAUUGGCCUCCUGCGAGUUUCCAUUGCUUUGCACCGGGGAAAUGUGUCAUUUGGUUCCCAUAUCCUAGAGGUAAGUGCCACCUCAUUUCACAAGCAUUUAUGGAGCUGUGACCAUGUGAUAGUGUUCAUGAAGGUAAUGAUAGCUUGGUUUCCAUGCACCAUGCUUGUAUCAUAUUUUUAUUUAUCCUUCCAAUUGAAAGCAAUUAAACCCUUGUUGCCUUAAUUGGCUGUCUGCUUGUGAGAGGCAGUGGUUAAACACAUGCACUGGAAGCUGACAGCUGGCUCUUCAGUCUCAGUGCCCCGGCUUCCUAACCCCACGACUCUGCACACACAUUGUGUAAACCUGGGCUUCCUCAUCCCUGAAAGGGAUGCUGUGAGAACUAAAGCUAAUAAAACAUACAAAGACUUUACCCUUACCCCGGAUACAAACACUGCCCAGUGAAUGGGAGUUACUACUAAAGAGUAUGCAGUUAUAUUCUCACCCUACCCCCCACACACACCCUCAUAGUUUUGUGAUACUGUCUCACUAUGCAGCAUAGGCUGCUUUUGAACUCGAGAUCCUUCUGUCUCACAGUCCCAGGCUCUGGGAUUAUAGGCUUGGGCCACCACACUCAGGUGGUAUCAUGCUUUCUAAGGAAGAUAUUUCCCCCUCUAUAUAUAAAAGAGUAAACUUUUUCAAACUGGAGCUCUAGCCAAACAGCUCUAUCUGUCUACAUGUACAGCUAUGGCCUCAGUCCUGUGCACUUG